Molecule: messenger RNA, 3012 nt
Organism: Oncorhynchus gorbuscha (pink salmon)
Lineage: Eukaryota; Metazoa; Chordata; Actinopteri; Salmoniformes; Salmonidae
Product: E3 ubiquitin-protein ligase RNF126-like
Exons: 9
Coding region: 79-1017 (312 amino acids)
Biological process (GO): ubiquitin-dependent protein catabolic process; protein ubiquitination; positive regulation of DNA-templated transcription
Cellular component (GO): nucleoplasm; cytoplasm
Molecular function (GO): ubiquitin protein ligase activity
Source: RefSeq, a predicted model, not a curated record
AACCCGAAGGCAGCGAGUUAUGUCCGUUGUCGCUACCCUUACACGUUCCGUCUCGGUUGUCUGGUAAAGAAUCAGAAGAUGGCUGAAGCUCCCCUACGGCCCUGUCGUUUUUUUUGUCACCAAUGUUCAGCAGAGAUCAACCCUCGUCUCCCGGACUACACCUGUCCACAGUGUGAAUCUGGCUUCAUUGAAGAGCUAUCAGAGGAAAGAAGCACUGAAAAUGAGUCCACAUCCAUUGCCUCCACUAGCGAUCAGAACCGUCCGACUUUCGAGAUUAUGGACCACCAGCACAUGUUUACAUUUCCGCCCGGAUACGGACAGUUUUCUCUGGGGAUCUUUGAUGAGAAUUUUGACCUCCGAGCGGGGAUGCCGACGGAAGACAACCGCGAAACGGAGAACCGGCGGGAACGGGAGAUGGCAUCACGGCAACGGUACAGUGCCCGGCAACCACGGGGACGACACAUCCCACGGCGACAGGGACAGAGACACGAGGGAGUACCCACUUUAGAGGGAAUCAUCCAGCAGCUAGUAAAUGGAAUCAUAGCACCCACAGCCAUGGCUCCAAACAUUGGGAUGGGACCAUGGGGCAUGCUACACUCAAAUCCAAUGGACUAUGCUUGGGGUGCCAAUGGACUUGAUGCUAUCAUUACCCAGUUAUUGAAUCAGUUUGAGAACACGGGUCCUCCUCCUGCUGACAGAGAGAGGAUAAAGACCCUGCCCACCAUCCAGAUCACAGAGGAACAUGUGGGUUCCAGUUUAGAAUGUCCUGUGUGCAAAGAAGACUACAGUGUCGGGGAGACUGUCAGGCAACUUCCGUGCAAUCACCUGUUUCACAAUGACUGUAUAGUACCAUGGCUGGAACAACACGACACAUGUCCAGUGUGCAGAAAGAGUCUCAGUGGACAGAACACAGCUACAGACCCCCCGGGACUAUCAGGAAUGAACUUCUCCCCUUCCUCCUCCUCUUCAUCCUCCUCCAACUCCCCCAGUAACGAGAACGCUGCCAACAACUCCUAGACCUCCAUCACCAUCAAACCUCAAAAUAACACCUCCUGCAACAACCAACACCUCAUCCCCACCCCAGGCAGACCCCCACUCUACCACUGGCUCAGGAGGGCCACCUCUCUCAGUGCUCUGCUAGGCCCUCUGGGAGAAGCUGCUGGGGAGAUGACUCUACUCUGGAGGCGAAACAAUAAACCGGUUCAGGGAACACAACUGAAAACCGGAAAAUAAAGAAAUUAUUUAAGGAACAGAACCCGAAUCGAAAAUGAAACUGAUCUAUACAGUUCCAGAACAGAACCGUUAUUUUAAAAGGAUGGGAACCGGUUAAUAACGCUCUUUCACAUUCCAGGCAUUUUUUUCCAAUCCCACAAAAAUUGCAACAAAGCGCCAAUACAAAGCCCUCACGUCUGCCUGCCAGCUGGAAAUCUUUGCUAGUGCGUGUGUGUGUAGUGUGUAGGCCACCUGCCCCUCCCCUCUGAAGCAUAGGUUACUGUAUCCUACUGACGACGUAACAAAAUUCACUGCUAGUGAAGGAUACUAUAGUUAUUCACGUUGGUUUUAUUAACUACAAAAAGAAAAUAUGUGUUUUUAAUUAUAAUGCUGCUCUGUACACACAAGCUUGUUAGCUAGCGAGCUAACGUUUGCUCUGUUCAACCAACUCUGAGGUUCAAAGACAUUGAAGGUUCCUCCAUAGAAGCCGCUCCUCCGUAGGUAUAAUUCUGUGGGCCUAAUUCAGAUAAUCCAUGUCAUAACAAGUUGCCCAGCAUUUCAAGGCAAGCUUCCUCCAUCCUCGCUCUCUCUUCACCCUCAAAAUGUCAGUUGCAUCUCACACCCUACACUGUUACUGGCAGCUCAGUGUGUAUGUUUGUCUUUAAUUAUGAUUAAACCAUGCUGUUAUGACGAAAUACAAUUUGCUCUUAACGACCUUCCCGUACAAAUUAAAUCGGUAACCCGCUCCACAGCAAGCUGCUGUAUCCACACUGAUUAGUAAUUUAAUGUUGAGCAAAUUAUAAAUAUAUAUUUAAGAUGCUUAAAAAGAAACAGAAAGGAACGAUAUAAACCAGUACUGUUUUGGUGUUUCAACCGUUUUAGAACUCUUCAGAAUGAAAAAAAUAAUGGUUCUGUUCAGAACGAAACAAUUGAAAAAUAAUGUUGGUUCCAAACCCUGCAAUAAAAACAAAGCGUUUAUUUUACCCCCCUUUUUAUUGUGAACUUUGAACACAAAUCAUUCCUCCCCAUGAGUGUGUGAACUGGAGUGGACACUGGCACUGUUCCUGUUACGAUGCUUAUGUUAAGGGAAGGAGUGAAGACUCAAAUGAAACUGGAGGAAGAGGAUGAUGAGCACAGGCUGAGGUAUAAUAGUAUCCACAGAAGAACUGAGAGUGCGCUUGAUUUGACGCUUGAUUUGAACGCUUGAUUUGACUUCCUGCCACAAGAUGGGGAAACAUUUUAUAUUUAAAAGGGAUUUUUUUUUUUUUUUACAAUUAACUGUGGUGUUACAAACUUCCAUGCCGAAGGAGAGAGAGAUGUGUACAUAGAGGUAUUCAUAUUAAGAACAUAAACAAGCAGGUCAACCACUGUACAGCCAACUGAACUGAGUGAUAUGCAUCUGAUUUUAGGAUUAUUUAUUUGCACUUUUUGUUUUGCGCAACAUUUUGUUUGGUUUCAAGAAUGUGACUUUUGGGAAAUUACUACUGAGAAAAAAUAGUAUUGCAUCGCUGAACAGUAAUUUUAAGGCUCAUAUUGUGAUUCUCACAUUAGUCUCAAUUUAUCUGCAUUUUUCAAAAGUUUUGGUAUUCUCUAAUUUCUUGUAGGCUAUCUAUCAAUUGACAAGAUUAUCUUACUAUGUCUUUCUAAAAUGGAAAGCAAGUUCUCACUACUGUAUGUUUCCUCCUUGAAUAUCCCAUACAAUGAAUUUCAGUUCAAUGCAUUUUAACCUGUUCUAAGUUGUUGGGGUAAAGGCAUAAUAAAAUAUCAAAACUGGACUAUACUGCAGUUUUGAUCAUAGCA